AGAGAGAGAAUAUGGAAAAAUAACUGAAUAAUAGAGAUAUCAGAAGGAAGGAAGGAAGGAAAACAACGGAAAAGAAAGCAAAUAACAAAACGAAGAUAAAAAGGGAAGAAAGAAAAGAGAAGAAAGUGUGAGAAAGAAAAGACACAAGAAAGAUGACCAGAAAGAGAUAGACAAAAAAAAAAAAAUAAGGAAAGAGAAAGCAGAGAACGAGAGGGAAAAAAAAAAAAGGAAAUUAAAGAUACACACACACACACACACACACACACACACACACACACACACACACACACACACACACACAACGAUGGUGAACGUGGGGAAGAAGAAAUCGGUGUUGAUGGUGGUGGUGAAGGUGGUGUCGACGGCGGCGGUGGUGGUGGCGGUGGAGGCUGCGGCGGCGGCGGUGGUGUGCCUUUGUUUGCAAAAAUAGAAAUGGUGGUGCUGGUGAGGUAGACAAAUCGCCUUGCAAGUGGAGGUGGCGGUAGUGAAGUGGUGUUGAAGUGGUGUUGAUAGUGGUGUUGAUAGACGUGGUGGUGAUACUAAUAGUGGUGGUGGUGAUAGUGAUAGUGGUGGUGAUAGUGUUGGUGGUGGUGAUAGUGUUGGUGGUGGUGAUAGUGGUGGUGAUAGUGGUGGUGAUUGUGGUGGUGGUGGUUCUACUUCUACCUCUACCUGCUCAUUCUUCCUACCUGCUGAUUGGAAAGGGUGUUAGAGGGGGCGCCGCGCCUCACCCCGCCCCCCCCUUUUCUCUCCAUGGUCUUCUUCUCUCCCUGAUUCCCUCCAAGCUACGCCCUGAUCUGCCUCCACGCCUAAGGUGAUGUAAGAUGCAGCGUGGGAGCGCCUGGGGCCCGGCGUGUGCGGGGCGCCUGCUGCUCUUUUUCGCUGUCGCCCUCAUGCUCUCCACGCUGUGUCUGGCCACCGUCAGCGCCAGAGAGUUCUUCUUGGAGUCGACGGACACGGAGAUUCUGGACUUUCUCCUCCACAAAAGCCGCUACGACAAGAGGAUACGACCCCCCGAUAAAGACGGUCCCGUGAAGGUGAACGUGAGUGUCGUGCUGCUCAGCCUCUCCUCCCCCGACGAGUCCAGUCUGAACUACGAGGUGGAGUUCCUACUUAACCAGGAGUGGGUGGACCCGCGGCUGCAGCACGAUGACAACGAACGCUACCCCUACCUCAGCGGCAUGCACCACCUGGAUGACAUCUGGCUGCCCGACACUUACUUCAUCAUGCGUGGAGAGUUCAAACACAAUCUUUCUCACACCAUUGCCCUCAAGAUCAACAGAAGCGGCGAGGUUUGCUACUCAGUAAGGAGGUAUCUAGUAUUGUCUUGUGAAGGGGACUUGAACCAGUUUCCCUUCGACGACCCGUUCUGUACCUUCUCCAUGGAAAGCAUUUCGUACGAGAUAAAGGACCUCACCUACAUGUGGCUCAACAACACGGCCUCAGACAACGGCAAGUCCCUGGCCAAGAGCAGCAAGUUGCGGGCACUCAACGCCUACAUGGUCAUGAACAGAACCGAAAUAUGCAAGGACAGCUUCUUCUGGAGAGGUAACUACAGCUGCCUCAAGGUCGACCUCCAGUUCAGCCGUGACGACGCCUUCUACUUCAGCACGGUGUUCUUUCCCGGCAUCGUCCUCGUGACCAGCUCGUUCAUCACCUUCUGGCUGGAGUGGAACGCCGUGCCCGCUCGCGUCAUGAUCGGGGUCACCACCAUGCUUAACUUCUUCACCACGUCCAAUAGCUUCAGAGGCUCGCUACCCGUCGUGUCGAACCUCCACGCUAUGAAUGUUUGGGACAGCGUGUGUAUGUUCUUCAUCUACGUCUCCCUGCUGGAGUUCGUGGUCGUCAACUACGUGGGACGGAAGAGACCCAAGCAUAACAUGGCCUAUAUGCCGGGCGAGAACGCGGUGAUCCAGGUAUUGGUUGAGAACAGACACCGCAUCCCUCAAGCCAUUCACCGCAUCGGGCUGAGUUUGGUAAGCGGCUGGCGGGAUUACCUUACGGAGCGGAAGCGUCCUGGGGGCCCCGGGGGGAGUGACGUCAACGCCUGCAGCGGCCUGGGUGAGAUGGCGCCGCUGCCCGCGAUGCCCCAGGAGCAGCGGAACUCCCACGAGAUGAUGUCCUGUGCCAACUGCGGGAACUCCCAAUGCUCGCACACCAACGCGGCCAACAGCUGUCCCAACGGCGAGGAAGUGACUGCAACCGAACCCGCUGAGGUGAGCCAAGUAGAGUACACGUUCAAGGCCCGCAAGAAGGCCCCGAGACAUCCUAUCCGGGUGGCCAAGUCCAUUGAUGUCAUCUCGAGGAUCGUGUUCCCCCUCGGCUACUUCAUCUUCCUCUUCUACUUCUUCGGCACGUACAGAGGAUUCCAGUGACCCUAAGCUAAGCCACGUCCUUGUUCCUUGUCCCUUGUUCCUAGUUAUUAUGUUGUUAUCCUCCUUUAUUCCCUAGUCCUUCCCUCCUUCCUUAAUCAUAUCUUCCCUUUUUUUCCUUGUUCUUGUUCCUGCUCAUUUGUUUCCUUCCUCUCUCCCUUGUUUCUUGUUCCUUGUUCCUCGUCCCUUGUUCCUAGUUAUUAUGUUGUUAUCCUCCUUUAUUCCCUAGUCCUUCCCUCCUUCCUUCCUCAUAUAUUCCCUUUUUUUCCUUGUCCUUGUUCCUUGUUUCCUUCCCUUCUUCGUUGUUUCUUAUCUUUGUUUCUGAUUGUUAUGUUGUCUCCUUUAUUCCUUCCCUCCUUCCUCCAUCUCUCCAUCCCUCCAAACUAUAAGCUUUUCCCUCCGUUCCCUACCUCUCUUACCUUUCCUCUCUCCCUCCUUACCUCUUAACUUUCCUUCCUUUUCUGUUUACCUUUCCUCCGUUUUACCACCCCUCUUUCCUAUGUUCCCUCCCUCUUCCCUCCCUCCCUCCUCCAUUCCCUACCUACCUCCCUUACCUUCCCUCUCUCCCCCUCCUUACCUUUUAACUUUCCUUCCUUUUCUGUUUACCUUUCCUCCGUUUUACCUCCCCUCUUUCCUACGUUCCCUCCCUCCUCCAUUCCCUACCUACCUCCCUUACCUUCCCUCUCUUUCCUUCCGUUUCUGUUUGCCUUUCCUCCGUUUUACCUCCCCUCUUUCCUACGUUAACUCCCUCCCUCCUUCCCAAUUCAGUGUCUCCAUACUUUUAACACGAAGGGUAUCUGCAUUUAGGUUCACGUCCUGUAUGAUACGUGUCUUAUGUCGGUUCCAAAGAGGUUGUGUUUACGUAUUGUCUAUGUAUUGUAUUCUGAGAGAGUCGGAAAACAAGUUAUUAUCAUUAUUAUUAUUACUACCAUUAUUAUUAUGAUUAUUGUUAUUGUUGGUGUUGUUGUUGUUUCUCUCCCUUCCCUCCCUCCCUUUCCCUCCCUCCCUUCCCUCCAGUUGUUGAUUAUUCUUAGUAGUAUUAUCAUUACAUUAUAAUUAUUACUAUUAUUAUUAUUAUUAUUAUCAUCAUCAUGUUUUUAUUGUGUUAUGAUAAGUCCAUGAUAGGUUAUAAGUUUGUGAGUUUGUUUGUUUUCGUUUUGUGGAUGUGACUGUGUGUGUGUGUGUGUGUGUGUGUGUGUGUGUGUGUGAGAGAGAGAGAGAGAGAGAGAGAGAGAGAGAAUAUGUCCAAAACCCUCAUUAUUUAUCGUCAUAGAUUUCAUUCAUAGUUUUAAACCGUUCCAUUACGUUCACACACACACACACACACACACACACACACACACACACACACACACACACACACACAGGCAGGCAGAUAGAAAGAGAACAAACAAACAAAGAGAAGAUCAUAAGAGAAAUAUAUAUUAAACCCAAUCUAUGAACCACCUCCAAAUCAUCUCAGUCACCCCUUCCAUACACCCAAUUUUCUCUGUUAACUCAUACACACACAUACGUUUUGACCCUCCCCCCCCCCCUUCACUCCAUUCCUUCUCCUUCCCUUCCUCCCCCCUUCCCCUCUGUACCUUUCUCGUAUUGAUGUAAACUUUGCCAUCGGGGAAGUGCAUUAGUACCUGCUUCUUACCUGCUCAUAAUUACCUGCCUAGUCAUUAGUUUCCCACCUGUGAUCUCGUUGUUAGUCUUAGCUCACGGUCACUUGGCAAAUACCGAAGUCCUCUCUAUAGUAGUCCAGCAUCCACCAGUGAGAUUUAACCUUUCCCAACAUCCA
Molecule: messenger RNA, 4155 nt
Organism: Eriocheir sinensis (Chinese mitten crab)
Lineage: Eukaryota; Metazoa; Arthropoda; Malacostraca; Decapoda; Varunidae
Gene: pHCl-1
Product: glycine receptor subunit alpha-4-like
Exons: 16
Coding region: 822-2372 (516 amino acids)
Biological process (GO): nervous system process; chloride transmembrane transport; regulation of membrane potential
Cellular component (GO): membrane; neuron projection; synapse
Molecular function (GO): transmembrane signaling receptor activity; extracellular ligand-gated monoatomic ion channel activity; chloride channel activity
Source: RefSeq, a predicted model, not a curated record